ACAAUGAAACUCGCAGUUGCUGUAUUGUCAUCGAUCCUGCUUGCUUGCUCGGUUACUACAGCCAAUCCAAUCGAUCCCAGUGCAACUACAGAUGUUGAAACUAGCACUUCAACCGUCAUUCCCAGUGCAACUACAAGCACCGAGUCUAGCACCUCGUCAACUCCUAAUCCAAACGGUAUAGGCUUAGAUGGUCUUGAUCCACUUCCAGGUAACGUCAAGGAAUUGCUCGAAAAAUACGCAGAGAUAGAUCAUGAUCGUAAACAGCAAAGAAAAAUAUGCGAGUUGUUAAAAUCUCGAUAUGAGGGUCAACGUAAGGUGGUAAAGCGCUUGGAAAAAAAGCUUGAAACUCUGGAAAAGAAACCUCAAAGAAAAGGUGGCGAUCCAGAGCACGAUGAAAAAAUUCAAAAGGCUGAGCUUGAUCUUGAAGCUCAAUAUUUCGAAUUUGGCAAAUUUCGAAAAGAAUUUGUUGAGUGCGAGUCCAAGCUUGGUGAUCUUGUAGAAAAAGAAUGGGAGACCGAUCAACAGAUUGUGAGUCUCGUUUUCGGAGCCACUAUGAAUGUUGCAACAGUUGCUCACCAAGCUUCGCUUAUCAAAGAAACGCCUUCCGCUAAAAAUUACCUUGAAAAGCAAUCAUUAAAAAACAAGGAUCUUGAUCAAAAAUCUGGUGGUCGACGAAAACACAAAGAUUUAGAAUCAUCGGACGAAGAAUCAUCAGAUGAAGAAUCUGGAUCUGGAUCCUCUAGACAGAAAGCUCCCUCCAAUAAACGGAAAGGGUUUUCCAAGCUUAUGGAUGGAUUGGGAUCAUUCUUUAAACGACCCAAACGUGACGAUCCACUCAAUUGA
Molecule: messenger RNA, 843 nt
Organism: Batrachochytrium dendrobatidis JAM81
Lineage: Eukaryota; Fungi; Chytridiomycota; Chytridiomycetes; Rhizophydiales
Exons: 1
Coding region: 4-843 (279 amino acids)
Source: RefSeq, a predicted model, not a curated record